Molecule: messenger RNA, 420 nt
Organism: Phalaenopsis equestris
Lineage: Eukaryota; Viridiplantae; Streptophyta; Magnoliopsida; Asparagales; Orchidaceae
Product: thioredoxin-like protein slr0233
Cellular component (GO): cytoplasm
Molecular function (GO): protein-disulfide reductase activity; oxidoreductase activity, acting on a sulfur group of donors, disulfide as acceptor
Source: RefSeq, a predicted model, not a curated record
AUGCAUGUUAAUAUGAUAGUUCAGAGCUCCACGAAAACCCUAGAACAUAUAGGGCGAGAAUGGCGCGAACGGGAGGCCGUGUUCCAAUCCUUCCAAGCCCGCCAGUCAGUGGCCGCCGAGUUCUCUAGGCUAUCCGCGGUGACAAGCAUUAGAGCAAGCCCUAUACCUCGUUUUCCGGCAAUUAGCAGACAAAUCUCCUUGAUUCCUCAGCGGCGGAUUACUCCGAAGGUGCAAGCAAAGAAACAAACAUUUUCUUCAUUUGAUGACUUGUUGGAAAAUUCUGAUAAACCUUUACUGGUUGACUUCUAUGCAACAUGGUGUGGCCCCUGUCAAUUCAUGGUUCCAAUUCUCGAUCAAGUUAGCGAGAAGCUGAAAGAUAAAAUCCAAGUCGUGAAAAUCGACACGGAGAAGUACACGACG